AUGAAGAUCUUUUAUUAUCUUUUUCAUUUUCUGUGUUAUGCGACCUUCGUUCUACCAGGUAAUAGAUCCUUGGUGGAUCCUGAACGAUGCUCAAAAUUGUAUGGUCAAUGUAAGAAACGCUGUGCUAGAUAUGAAAAGCAAAUUGAACUAUGCUUGUCACCAAGUAAGAUUUGCUGCAUUGAGAGGGCAUUCGAGGAUGAUUGAUCUUGAAAAGGAAGAUUUACCUCUGACCAAAGGAGUCGGACACGAGUGGGCGACUGAACUGAACUGAACUGAAAGGAAUCAUGUGUGCCCCCAG
Molecule: messenger RNA, 298 nt
Organism: Bubalus bubalis (water buffalo)
Lineage: Eukaryota; Metazoa; Chordata; Mammalia; Artiodactyla; Bovidae
Gene: DEFB114
Product: defensin beta 114
Exons: 2
Coding region: 1-204 (67 amino acids)
Biological process (GO): defense response to bacterium; innate immune response; cell chemotaxis
Cellular component (GO): extracellular region
Molecular function (GO): chemoattractant activity; CCR6 chemokine receptor binding
Source: RefSeq, a predicted model, not a curated record